Molecule: messenger RNA, 336 nt
Organism: Closterium sp. Yama58-4
Lineage: Eukaryota; Viridiplantae; Streptophyta; Zygnematophyceae; Desmidiales; Closteriaceae
Source: the annotation of a GenBank genome assembly
AUGGAGGUGAAGCGGUCGCAGCAGUGGAAGUACGUGCUGCUGGCGGCGGUGGGGGGCGUGCUGGCACUGCUGCGGCUGAUCAGCCCCGUGCAGGCCAGCUGCCUCGUCAUGCUCGCUUACAUCCUCUCGCGCCGCCACUCCAACGAGAUCCAGCGUCAGUUUGAACGCGCGGAGGCCGCCAAGGAAGCGCAGCGGAAGGCGGAAGAGGAGGCACUGGCGGCGCUUCCCGCGCGGAAGCGGAAGGCGAUUCAGCGCGCGCGGGCGAAAGAAGCGGCGAGCGCGGAGCAAGCAGCGGAAGAUGCAGCGGAGGUCAGUGACGACGGUAGCGACCAAUAG